AUCUUUUAUCAAAAUGUUCCUUAUUCCAGCUAAAUAAUGUCCCUUAUUCUAGCUAGAUUAGUCCGUUAAAGUUUUCAGAUAAUAUCCUUCACCAUCAUAUGUCAUUCCUUUGUUUUUUAUCUUCAAAAAGGUAAAAAAAGAAUGUCACCACCGCGAUCGUGCCGCCAGUUUAGUGGCGCAAAUAUUGUAGUCGUAAUUAUAAUGUUAAUGGCUUCUCCUCAAUUCCACCACUUCACUUUAUUCUGAUUCUCUCUCCUCUCUCUCUCUAAAACCACCAUUGUUACUCUUUCAAAUACCGCCAUUGCAUGCUUUUCUCUUUCAUCUUCUACCCCAGAUUUCUCAUUUUACAGAAUCAAACCUCCCAAUUCAAUUACUUGUGAUUUAAGGAGGGAAUGCUAACACAUUAAGGAAUUCUUUAUCGCUUUUUGCCACUGUAAUAUGGAGACCGAAAUGAGUGGCAAGAGCAAUGAUCACUCAAACCACAGGAGAAAUUCCACAACAAAGGCAGAAGUUCCUAAGUCUCAAAGUUAUAGAGAUGUUAUGCCAGGGACAGAUCUUUGGAUAGAUGGACUUAUCUGCGCUUUUGAAUAUGUACGAGGUCGACGCAAAGUGCAGAAACAUAAGACUUCAUCAAAGUUUCCAUACUCAAGAAAGGUGGAAAAUGAUGAUCCCCAGAAGCAAACAUAUACAUACGCAGAAGCUGAUCCCAGUGUUCAAAAUGGGAUCUAUAAUCCAAAUUGUUCUUACCAUGCAGAGUUGAGAUCUUGUCAACUUUCCACUCUGGAUGACAACAUUGAUAAUCAAGCUUGCAAAAUAGAGCAGUUUCAUGAAAGUCGUUGGGUGCCAAUUGGUUGGACUAGAUUAUUUGAACUUGUUAAAGAAGUUCAAAUAGAUAUUGACUGGGAAGCUCAGCAAUUUGAGUUCAUGGAUACAGAGGAUGAUGUUACUGUGGCGGAAUUGGCAGCCCCGUACUGGGAGCGACCUGUUGGUCCUGUUUGGUGGUGUCACGUAGAUGCAAGUCACCAGAAUAUCAUUUCAUGGCUUGGCAAUGCUCAGUGGUUACACCCAGCUGUUAGUAUUGCUCUGAGAGAUGAAAGUCGCCUGAUAAGUGAGCGGAUGAAGUACCUUCUUUAUGAGGUCCCAGUGAGGGUUGCAGGUGGGAUAUUGUUUGAGCUUUUGGGGCAGUCAGCUGGUGAUCCGGUGGUUGAAGAAGAUGACAUUCCUGUGGUUCUACGUUCUUGGCAAGCACAAAAUUUUCUGGUAACAGCUAUGCAUGUUAAGGGAUCUACAUCAGAUGUAAAUGUCUUGGGCGUGAUGGAAGUACAGGAACUUCUUAUUGCAGGUGGUUAUAAUGCGCCAAAAACAAUACAUGAAGUCAUUGCACAUCUAACUUGUCGUCUUGCGCGUUGGGAUGAUAGAUUUUAUAGGAAAUCCAUAUUUGGUACUGCAGAUGAAGUUGAAUUGAAGUUUGUGAACAGGAGGAAUCACGAAGAUUUGCAUCUUUUUGGCGUGAUUCUCAACCAAGAAAUUAGAAAGUUGUCAACACAGGUCAUUAGGGUCAAGUGGUCACUCCAUGCAAGGGAGGAGAUCAUAUUUGAGCUUCUCCACCAGCUACGCGGUAGUGCAGCUAGAAGCUUACUGGAUAUGGUAAAAAAGAGUACAAGACAAAUGCUUGAUGAACAAGAGGCAGUUCGUGGUCGCUUAUUUACAAUUCAAGAUGUAAUGCAGAGUACUAUUCGUGCAUGGCUGCAGGAUCGAAGCCUUCGAGUUACACACAAUCUAGGUGUCAUUGGUGGAUGUGGUCUUGUUUUAUCUAUCAUAACUGGGCUGUUUGGUAUCAAUGUCGAUGGCAUUCCCGGUUCUGAGAACACACCAUAUGCAUUUGGUCUAUUUACAGCACUUCUAGUGGUUAUAGGGGCUAUUCUGAUUGGGGUUGGCUUAAUAUAUCUUGGGCUAAAACAGCCUGUCAAUGAAGAACAGGUAGAGGUGAGGAAAAUGGAACUUGAGGAGUUGGUGAAGAUGUUCCAGCACGAGGCAGAAACUCAUGCCCAAGUUCGCCAAGAAAAUCCACGGAAGAGUUUGCCAUCCACUGCCAGAGAUCAGUUUCCACGCGAUGCUGAUUAUGUGAUAAUUCAAUGAAAACAUGAAUUUUCAGUUAGGCUCGAAGUCAGCUGGAAACCUUUCUGUUUACUAUUUGCUCUGAACUUCUGAAGAUAGUGAAUCGAUAACAGAAAUUCUCUCCCAUGCUAUGCUGUGUUCAGACAACUUAUGAUGACCGCCAGCGCUGGUCCUUAGUGAGAUUUAACGCUAGCUGGUAGGAUUUUUCAACAUUGAUUAUGAGCAGCAAAGGAGUUGAUACUGUGUUAGAGGCUAGGCUCCUGUAAAGAAAAUCUUUGUGCAUAUAUUGAAUGAUAUAAAGCCGUGUCAAGGCACUGGUACUACAAAUUGUAGUAUGAAUGUCAAUGCAAUUAUAGAAAAGGAUUUAUUCAUUUUUUUUUUAAUUUAUUUUGUAUAUUUUUGCGGUGUGAAUUCUUCGUUAAUUACUCUAAUUUUUUUAUCUUGGAAAAUUUUCCAGUUUGGUGCUUGAUGGUUGGUUCAUUCAACUUUGGUGCUCUAAGUUUUAUACUUGUGUAAAACUUUGAUGUCCGCACUUGGGAGAUUUAUAUCAUUGUCACUUUAACGUACGGUUUACUUUGUUAAUCAAAUUGCAUUAAAAGGGGUUCGAAUCCCCUAAGUUUAUACAGAAACUGUGUUUCAAUUUGGUGCUUUA
Molecule: messenger RNA, 2770 nt
Organism: Chenopodium quinoa (quinoa)
Lineage: Eukaryota; Viridiplantae; Streptophyta; Magnoliopsida; Caryophyllales; Amaranthaceae
Exons: 8
Coding region: 439-2139 (566 amino acids)
Biological process (GO): metal ion transport; transmembrane transport
Cellular component (GO): membrane
Molecular function (GO): metal ion transmembrane transporter activity
Source: RefSeq, a predicted model, not a curated record